Messenger RNA from Oppiella nova, 1218 nucleotides. NCBI's taxonomy places the organism in Eukaryota, Metazoa, Arthropoda, Arachnida, Sarcoptiformes, Oppiidae. The record is from the annotation of a GenBank genome assembly.
AUUAUAUUUGUAAACAAACGGAGCAAUCAUUUGACGCAUAAUUGCAUUCAUUUUCAAUACACCGAUCGCUUGAGACUCCCGAAGAAUGUCCUUUUGAUGCUAAACACAUCACUCACACUACACAAGAGGGAAGUAUUUGUUGACAUAAACAAUGGCCAAGUCUUCGGCCAACGACUGGAACCAUUUGUUCACUUAUGACACUCUGGUUCACGCCAUCUCCGGAUCUGUUGGAGGGAUGACUGCGAUGUCUGUGUUCUUCCCGUUGGACACAAUCAGAUCGCGCCUACAGUUGGAAGAGAACCGCAAACCAAAGGACACGAUAACGAUGUUGAAGGAGUUGGUGGCCGAGGAGGGCCUGGAAGGCCUAUACCGAGGCCUACGACCAGUUCUGGUGAGUCUGUGUGCCUCUGGUUUCGUCUAUUUCUACACAUUUCAUGGCUUAAGAGCGGUCUUCGGAUCCAAUCCAUCCAAAGGACAUUCGGCGCUAAAGGACUUAACUUUGGGCGCAAUCGCUGGUGUGGUGAAUGUGUUGAUGACAACCCCUCUAUGGGUGAUAAACAUGAGGAUCAAAAUGCAAGGCACGCGAGUGAACGACGCCGACCGACAGCUCCGCAAAUACCCGCACUAUGAAGGAGUGCUCGACGCCAUCCUCAAGAUAUCCCGAACCGAAGGUCUGUUAACCCUAUGGAGCAGUACAUUGCCGUCACUGGUGUUGGUGUCCAACCCGGCCCUACAGUUCAUGAUCUACGAGCUUCUAAAACGCGAGGCCCAGCAGCUGCUGAAGACUAAUCACUUGAGCGGAACCGUUGUGUUUAUGUUGGGCGCCAUCUCCAAGAGCAUCAGUACUGUCGCCACUUAUCCAUUACAAGUGGUUCAGUCCAAACAGAGGUACGGCACCGAAGAGGCGAAGAAGAUGUCGAUGAUUGAGAUAAUGCGAUGGAUUGUGCGCCGCAAUGGUGUGGGCGGUCUGUAUAAGGGCUUGGAGUCCAAGCUGUUGCAGACCGUACUGACCACUGCGCUCAUGUAUCUCUGCUACGAGAAAAUCUCUACCACAGUGUUUCAAAUCAUGAGAGGUUCACAACGAGCCAAAAGUCAAUGAAUUUGUUUGAUUUUUGUGUAGAUUUUCAUUUAUAGAGAGUUUUUUAUAUAGAAAAAAGUGUUUUUUAUUUUUAAUUAUUUUUUAUGAAUCAAUAAUAAAGAAAUUAAUGAGAAAACGGG